Molecule: messenger RNA, 711 nt
Organism: Penicillium maclennaniae
Lineage: Eukaryota; Fungi; Ascomycota; Eurotiomycetes; Eurotiales; Aspergillaceae
Product: kinetochore subunit FTA4 family protein
Exons: 4
Coding region: 1-711 (236 amino acids)
Cellular component (GO): Mis6-Sim4 complex
Source: RefSeq, a predicted model, not a curated record
AUGGAUUCAACAAGAACAAUAUCGGAGUUAAAGUCGGCUUUCAUCCGGAUUCAGGUUCGAAUUCUCUCCGAAGGCCUCGAACUUCCCCAAGAUUGGCGUAACUUCGCGGUGGAGACUGAGGAGGGCGACCUUGGCGACAAGGUGAUUGAAGACGUACUGCACAAAGUGAAUGCGGCUGCGAAACAACAUAAUCGCGUCGUCUACUCCUCACAAGCAAUCCACCAUGUAGCCCACCAGAUCGCCACUCUCUACUGGUCCUCUAUCAGUCAAGAAGGCAGUUUACGUGCAGCCUUCAAAAAUGGCGUGGAAAAGACAACAGAUAUGUCCAGGCACAUAAAUAUUACCAACCUACCAUUGGAAAUCGAGUCUCAAGGUGCAGCCCACGAAGACUCUGCAAGAUACCAGCAGCUCCGGGGCCGGCUAGCAAGUCUGAACCAGCAACGUCAGCAACGACAACGGCGUUUGGAUCAAUUACGGCAUUUGGAGAGACUCAUAGAGCCAUUUAAAGAUCCGCAGAUGGACAUUCAGCCCAAUCUUGUCACACGAGACGGCGAGUUGAUCCAAGAAUUAGCGAAGAUGCGCAUGCUCGUGGCGCGAGUAGGGGGAAGGAUUGCACAGCAGAAGAGAAGCAAUAACAUUCAAGAGGACCAAGAGUACUUGCUGCCCGGGUCAGACCGGAGAUUGGAGGCCUUGCUGAACACAGAGGUAUGA